AUGUCUUUCAACAAACUCGCCCAUCUAGCCCUCCUCGCCCCCGCCGCAAUGGGCCUCGUCGUGUCCAAAGGCAUCACCCCAGAGCAGCUCGACAAGAUGAUGCCUCGUGGUGUAGACCAGCCCGGAAACCCUCGUCUUGACUUUGGAAAGGACAGUUGCUUCAGUACUGGAGCUAUCGGUGAAAACGAGGAAUGGACUGGUUGUGAGCCGACCAACAAGCUCGACGACGAAGGCCACUGCUCCAUCAGCCCUCACAGCGACGACCCCUGCGAGACCUUUUGUGAAAGGAGUCUGAAAUGGAGCUACGGCAAGGAGGUCAAGUUUGCCAACGCCGAGUGCCGCCGUGGCAAGUGCACCCUCGAAGAUCGUAUGGCCGUAACCUUUGGCGAGACCAUCAGCUGGGGUCUUCAGAUCGGUCACGGCGCCUUCACCGCCGGUGUCAGUUUCACCUACAACCAGGAGAAGCAGACGCUCAGCGGUGUGGUCCGCGACAAGCCGGAAGAUCUAAUUGAUGAGUGCGGAUACUGGACUUUUGUGCCGUACAUGGUCACUUCCUGCGGUAUCACAGCCAAGGGCGAACACACCCAAAACGCCUUCACGGGCGAAAAGUGCAAGAACCGCGCCGAAAAGGAAGAAUGCCUAACCGACUACCUCCGCCACUCUGACGGCAUGCCGGCCGGAGUGCCCGUCUUUGUCACGUACGACUGCGCAACUAGAGAGCGGCUCGCCUUUUGCAAGCAGGACGAGCUGUACCUGAAGCUGGGAGUUUCUGAGGACGAAAAGGUGCAUCAGGACUAUGCUCUUUCGUGGUGGGAUGGGGAUGUGUCGAGGGGACCUACGGGUACUGCGCAGGUUAUGUGCGAGAAGGGUAUUUGGCCUCCUUCUUAA
Messenger RNA from Fusarium keratoplasticum, 888 nucleotides. RefSeq lists its product as uncharacterized. The transcript has 4 exons. The record is from RefSeq and is a predicted model, not a curated record. NCBI's taxonomy places the organism in Eukaryota, Fungi, Ascomycota, Sordariomycetes, Hypocreales, Nectriaceae. Bases 1 to 888 code for a protein of 295 amino acids.